AUGCCCCGCGUGGUUGCCGAAGACAGGAUCGGACCGGGCCGCGAGUUGUCCGCGUCAGGGCGAGUAAUCAACCCAGGCCACUCGCUCGACGGCAGCACUGGUCUGCUCUGCCAGCGGGCGGCCCAGCGCAGCCCAGUUAGGACGGCGGCGUACCUGGGGCCGGGAGGAGGCACAGACCACGGUUCCUUCCAGCCCAUCUGCCGCAGCGCCCCAGGCUCCUCCCCGGCGCGGCCGCGGAGUUUUGCGCCGCUCACCCGGGCGGACCGCGCCGUCUCGCAGUUGCAGGCGCAGCAGCAUCUCCGGGACUGGUUUCAAAAGCUCUUGUGGGACCGCCAGAGAAGCAGACCUACGACCACCGCGGGCAGGAACGGGCAGAGAGCAGAGAGCCCACGGCGGCUGCUCGAUGUGGCUCUCACGGUGGGGGUUGCAGAGCAUAAAGGACUUGUGGAGAAGGGCGUAGAGGCCCUGAAAUCACCUGCGGCAGAUCAUCGGAGCCUAGGGGUGAGGGGCAGCGGAGGCCGAGCAGACACCUACCUGCUCGUGGUGUGCCCGACUGCGGGCACAAGGCAGCCGGUUCCCGCCCGUGCCCGGAUUCCGAUGGUGCAUGUGGCCGGCGCCAAGGGAAGUGGGAGGAAUACCGCUGCAGAUGAGGGAGCCACUGGCAACAAGCUGAAAAACGGAUCUACAUUGGUUAGCAAGUUCCAGAGCAGGGAGCGUUUGGCCACGAUCAAAAUUUCCAUUAUUUGUGUCAAAUGCAAUAUUAUCAGAGACUACUGCAGUACUUACUGUAAGUACUGAGGGAAAGUAUUACAUACAGAGUGGAAUCUCUGGGCCAUGCCAAGGGACAGUUAAACGAGAUCUACUUUCCAACAGAUCCCCCGCAGAGGCCUCACUCUCGGUGCGGGCGACCGUGCACUCUGCCCUUGCCACCAGCGCCGAAAGAAAGGGAGCAGCUGAGAGCAGGUGAGGGCCUCGCACCCCA
Molecule: messenger RNA, 982 nt
Organism: Neopelma chrysocephalum (saffron-crested tyrant-manakin)
Lineage: Eukaryota; Metazoa; Chordata; Aves; Passeriformes; Pipridae
Exons: 3
Coding region: 1-798 (265 amino acids)
Source: RefSeq, a predicted model, not a curated record